Messenger RNA from Verruconis gallopava, 1737 nucleotides. RefSeq lists its product as uncharacterized. Lineage: Eukaryota; Fungi; Ascomycota; Dothideomycetes; Venturiales; Sympoventuriaceae. Bases 1 to 1737 code for a protein of 578 amino acids. The record is from RefSeq and is a predicted model, not a curated record. The transcript is spliced from 2 exons.
AUGGCUGCUACGACGACGUCUAGCACGACUGCGAUCGAGGCCAAGUCGCUGUCUACGUUGACAACACUUGCUGCAAAUCCUCCCCUCAGACCACAGAGGGUGGAUUUAGAGCCACUCGUACUAUACAUAGCUCGAGUUCCUGGGAGCAAAGAUGUAUUCUUGUCGCCCAUCAAGCCGCGCCAGAAAGUAGUCACCGCUGAGGACGUGGAGAGCUGCUUGUACUAUCUCCACGUGAGCUGUGCUGAAGAUGAGUUACUCCGGAAGCCCAUGGCCGAAGAGAUACUACACAACGAAAAACAAACUCCCGACCCCCCCUCGCUUCCACAAUUCAGCUUUCAAAAUGGGAUCUCCAACGGUCCUCCUUCAGAUCGAAAUCAGAAUCAUCACCAUCCCUUACCUCCAAUACCAUCAAUGCCUCCGUAUCCGUUGGAUGAUGGGCCUCCAAUAUUCGACGCCAAUGUCCCAGCUCAAACUCAAUCUUCCACGAACUUGCCGCGAAAGCCCGUAUCUUCCUCGCAGCAGAGGAAGCCCUUAGAAAGCUUAGCGGCUACAUCUGAUCAAGGCGAUCUCGCUUCUUUGUCUCAAAGGCCGUAUUUUGUACAGCGACCGACAAAAAGCACGACAGCAUCCCAGCCGGAUCUUGUCCCCGAAAUCACGGUUAUUCGCCGCGAUCCUGCAUCCGGAGAACAAUGGAAUGUAGCUAUCAUCAGCGACCCACCUGCGUAUGAGAUCAUCUCUGACGGUAAGUCGGCCGGCAUGACAGCUUCGCGAGUCCGCAAGUCUGGUCAACCGCUUUACUUGAGCAUCACAAACCCUGCGUAUGCGAAGUUCGGCGCAAACAACAAAGCGUCUUCGAACAUUGCUUCAACUGAACGCAGCAGUCCUUCUCUUAUGCUCUCGGAUGAAUUAACUGAGACGAUUUCAAGCUCGGAGCAGCCUUUCCAUCGAACAAUGUGGCUUGAAGGUUCUCUGUUCGAGAAGAGAGCAGCAAGCCACCAGAAGUCCAAAUCAGCAGAUCAACCAUUGUCUCGUCCAACCUUCGAAAUUAGACACAGCGGUGAUUGUUCUUCCGUCCCAUUAAGAAGCCCAUACCAGAGUCCAGAGUCGCCGUUUCACCUUGAUACCACGGACAUUCGCCGUCUUUCGCUUGCCAGUGACAGCAGGCGCUCGAAUACGCGAGGUUACACCUUCCUGAGUCCCUGGGAUGGACGAUGCGAGUUCAUCACCAGCACCAUGGGCAACUCCCUGAAGUGUCGACAUCUUUGGAGAAAGAACAGUCUCAAUCCAACGUCCAACGCGCCAUCUCAAGUCAGCGAGUUACGUUUCAACCUGCCUGGAGGUGGACCACUGGCCUCAGAGCCCCGUCGACGAUCACCAACUAAAUCUUUACCCAGUGGUGAGAAAGUCUCGCGACGCUCUCGGCUAUUGGCCAAAUUCAGUGACAAGAGCUCCUCAACUUCAUGUGACACUAGGCUGCACGGCGAAGAUAUGGUCGCAUCGGAAGACCCAACAGAGGACGCUAAGCUAGACUUGUCGCUCGGCCAGGAGCUUGCCGGCGGCGGAUUCGCUGGGAAACAGGCUAAACUUGGGAAACUGAUUGUGGAGGGAGAGGGGCUUCUGAUGUUGGAUUUGAUCGUUACGGCGAAUAUGGGUCUGUGGUUCAGAGCCUACGAGAAAUUUCAAAACCAGAAGAGUACAAAGUCGGAGAAGAGCAAAGAACAUCGUGUAGAUUUCUGA